AAGCUGGCAAGCGGGGGUUGAUCUCGCGGCGGUUACACAGUGCGGGAAAUUAACGUUAACUCAAACGCCCCCUGCUCAACGGAUUUUACAACGGCUGUUUUUGGCUGGCUUUUACCCACAGUCAUGUGAUUGUAACGUAAAACCCCUAACCGGAAAACACCGACGGACGACCCUCUCUCCGCUGCCAACGAAUGCAGCGUUUACAAGGAACAGUUGAAGCUGCUGCGAGCCCAGAGGACGGACGAGUCUCCGGUAACAAACAAACAACGGCGACACGGCAAACUCCGCCAAUUUAAGGAGCGCGCAGGUUGAAGAAUGGAGUUGGCCAACCAUGGUCUUAUCCUGCUGCAGCAGCUUAACGCUCAGAGAGAGUUUGGCUUCCUGUGCGACUGCACCGUGGCUAUAGGAGAUGUCUUCUUCAAAGCCCACAAAGCUGUCCUCGCUGCCUUCUCCAACUACUUUAGAAUGCUCUUCAUUCACCAAGACAGUGACUGUGUGCGUCUUAAGGCUACGGACAUACAGCCAGAUAUCUUCAGCUACCUCCUCAACCUGAUGUACACAGGCAAACUUGCCCCACAGCUCAUAGACCCUGCACGACUGGAGCAGGGGGUCAGAUUCCUGCACGCCUAUCCACUCCUGCAGGAGGCAAGCCAGUCUGUGUAUUCCCACCCCGAGCAAAGCAUCAACCUCUCAACCUCUCUCUAUGGCAUCCAGAUCUCUGACCAACAGGUUGCGCUGUCGGCCAGACUGCCCAGUCGGCAGAAUCUCUCUUCACCCUUUGAUACCGAGCAGGGGAGCUCAGAAGGAAAGUAUCCAGCCACGCCGCCUACUAGUUCAUACACAAAUUCCUUACCACCAAAGCAAGCUUCCUCACCCCCAGAUAUGGAGGCUUCAACUAGUGGUGCAAAGCCUAUGGUUGAGGACGGGGCAAUGGAUAUCCUAAGUCCGGACGGUUCGUCAGCAGGUGCCAUCCUCCAUGUAAAGCCCAGCAUAAUGAAGCGGAGUUCCUCCUUUAGGAAGCAUUACUCCUGCCAUCUCUGCAGGAGUCGAUUUACCCAGAGAAGUCUCCUGCGAGAGCACCUCCUGCAGCACACACAGGCUCUUCAGCAGACCUCGACUGAGCCCAGCAAUUCACUCUCACCUGUCAUAACUAAAGAGCACGGCUUACCAGCUGAGGGAGUUCUAAAGGGAAACAAGGCUGGGUUAAGUGGCUCGGUUGCACCGACAGCGGUCGAGAUCAUUAGCGACAGUGAGCAAACCCCUGUUUCAGGUACCAAUUCAGACUCUCCUCGAGCAGAGGUGUCCACUUCCAGCUGGGGAGUGGGAGGGUUAAAUUCUCAGGCCGAUACGCCUCCUCCUUCAGAUAUCGCGGACAUCGACAACCUGGAGAACACAGAUGUGGACCGGGAAGUGAAGCGACGGAAGUACGAGUGCUCCACUUGUGGCCGCAAGUUUAUUCAGAAGAGCCACUGGCGCGAACACAUGUACAUCCACACAGGAAAGCCUUUCAAAUGCAGCACUUGUGGCAAGAGCUUUUGCCGUGCCAACCAGGCAGCCCGGCACGUGUGCUUAAACCAGGGGGCCGACACAUACACCAUGGUGGACCGGCAGAGUAUGGAGCUGUGCGCUGCAGGUGACGACAGCAACCAGAUGGAGGCGAUGUUUAUGGGCUCAUCGAAGCCUUACAAGUGUAACAUUUGUGCAACUACGUUCUCUAGCCCCAAUGAGGUGAUCAGACAUCUGUGUUUCACCCAAGGGGGAUUAGUGGGGCUGCAGGGAAACUCAGGUGCAGGUGCGCUGCUCCCACGUGAAGAAUUUUCCAAAGAUGAAGGCUCAGAUUUGUCCAACUCUGUUACCCCACUAGAACCCAUAAAGACUGAGGAAAUCCUCGUAGAAUAGUGCCAAGGCUUGUGCUUCUGUCCUGUUUUUGAAAAAAAAAAAACAAGUGUGUUAUCUAAAUUAUGUUCAAUAGGUAAGCUAAAGGUGAAGAUAGUCAGGUGACGUAUGUUUGAGGCUCUCUUAAACUUUAUUUUUUUAAAGGUGCAGUGUUUAGGCUCGAUAAAACAAUGUUUAAAGUAAAUACGCUUGCUCUGUUUGGAAGAAAAUCAAAUACGUGACAUUUGGCUUGAGGCUUGACUACCACUGUUUUGUGUUAUCAUUUAAUUGUUAGCGCACAUUGGUAUUAUAUCUGACAUGUUAGGGUGUACCACACUCUCAUGAGCUACUAUUGUGGUGAGGCAGUUUCUUCUCUAUAAAAGGAAGAGGAAGCCGAGGCAGUUCCGGAGGAGACAGCAUGUUGCAAGAUGAGUUGCCUGUGCUAAAUUUGUGAGCGGUGCAAAGUUCUAACAAUUCCUCUGGACGUGCACAGUGGAGUCGCUUCUACAUGUCCAUAAAUGAGAGGCUGAUUUCACAGAUCAGGCAUAAGAAUUUCCGGCUAAAAGCAUACAAACCUGAGACAAUCUGCGCUCUUAUUUGAGUAGAUUCUUAAUAUGCAUCAAACUACAUUUGUCUUCCAUUAGUCUACUUGUGAGGGCUCGGCAGAUUGAACACCUCGACAUGUAAUCAUUAAUUCUCAGCAACGAUUUAGUUUCCUUUCUGUUCUGCGGACUGUGGUUGAGGUUCCUGCGUCAGUCCUGUCACGCCACAUUAAAGCACAAUUUCUUUUCGUAAUACGUGUUUGGCCACUGAGGAAAAAGUCACAGGGAACACAUUUCAUCUGUCUACAGUUGUGCUGCUUUGAUUCGACUCAUCUUUCUUGCUGUGUGUGAGUGUGUGAGACAUUGUAUAACUUUUUAAUAACUAGGUUCUGAUUUGAAGAAGCAAUAUGAUCCAUUCAGACACGCAUACCUAGAUGGAAGGCUGUCCUGUACAAUAUUUUACAUCUUGUCUUUACAGUUAGCCUGGGUCAUCUUCUAAAAAUCCUUAUAAUAUUUGUUUGUAACGCUUUUAUUAUUAUUUCAUAUACUCUGCUAUACUUACAAAGACUACAUUGUAUUGAAAAGAUUUAUGUAUACUAGUUGAAAAAUCGCUUUUCAAAAACACACACAUAAGGAUGACCGUGAUAAAUAUCUUUCUCCAAAAAUUAGGCUGUGAUUUAAAAAUUAGGUUUUAAGCCUCCUUAACUUGCCAACUUAGUGCUCACUGUUGAUAUAUUUUAAAAAUCAUUUUGUGAAAAGGGAAUUUAUUUGGGAAGUUGAAGGGUUGUUUUGUUUUUUAGUUGUUUGUUUUCUAUUCUUUAGUUCUGUCCACAUUAGAAAAAAGUAGUGGCACCAGCAAUUGUGAUUCAUAGAAAAACUUUGGGCUUGUUCAAGCUGACAGUGGGAUAUAGGAAGAGUUUUGAUUAACAUGAAGUUUGCAAGAUAUACGAAGUAACAGGGUUACGUAAUUAUAUGGAAUUAUAAAAUGUGUUUUUCACCAAUUCUUUGGGAUAUCCAAACACUUUGUAUGUACUACUGAUGACUGGAACUUGUGAGACAUCUUUUGAAUAAGUGUGGAAUAAAUGUGAAGCUAGGAAAAGUUUUUACUCCUUACAUAAUUUCUCAUCCUCGAGUAUAAUAAGCUCCACUGCUGUAAAUUAAAUGAUAAAGUUGUUAACAAGCGUAUAUUUUCAUUUCUCUAUUUCAGAACUGAACUUUAUUUUAACUGUGAUUAAAAAUCUACUUGUAGAAAUAUCUUUAAUUUCUGUUCUUUUUUUUUUAAAGUAUUGCAAUGAAGUCAGUGCAGGGCGACGUGUAAACAUGUCUCUCCAAGAGGAAAUUACUUGUUACAAAAUUGUGUUUUUUACGUUACUUUUAAUAGAAUCUGUGCUUCCAAAUUUCUCCAGUUUUCUCCAGUUUUUCCCGUAUUCUCUUUUAAAGUAUUUCCAUACCAUUUCUCAAGAGGGUACAAAAACAGAAGCAUACUGCACGUACUGUUAUCUUGCUCCAUGACACAGUAUAGUUGUGGCGGUAGUAGAGAUGAAUUUAACAAUUUAGAAAUAUGGGGAGAAACUACAACUGCCAACUAAGGCACACAAAAGUUACACUGCCCGUGUUGUAAAUGCAUUAUUUUAGUAAUUAAUGAAAAUGCUAAAAAUGCUCAUCUCUAGUGUGUUUAACAUGCUUAGUCUGUUGAUAGAGCAGUUUUCUUUUACCCCCAGCUUAAAAUUUGCUUCCAUCUGUUUUUCCUUCCUGAGUAGCAGAAAGCAGUUGUUGCUUUGAUGCAGUUAGCCCACCCAUGAGCUAGAUGGAGCUGUUUCUCCUUGCUCAGCCUGAAUGAAGGGGAACGCUUUCAAACUUAAACAGUUAAUUUAUACCGAUCUGACUGUGUGGUUGCCAAUGACAUAAAUGACCUAUUUUGCUAGGAGUUGUCUUCAUGUCAAGUUUAGUUAUCAUAAAAGCACAAAUGUCUGUGAAUAUGUACUAGUGCAAAUGUUCAGUCUUCUAACAGGGAGCGGUUCUUGCAUGACUGUCUCAAGGGAGGCAGUUGAAAUGCUGUACUACUGACUUUUAUUUCUCUGAGCUACAUUGAUGUACAGAAAAAUGCACAGCUUAAAAAAAAAGGAGAAAAAAAGAUUAACCCUCCCCAAGGUUGAAAUUGUGCUUUAGACACAUCGGUCUUGUAACUGAAUGGAUGUGUUUGUGUGUCUCAGGAAGAUGAAAUUUUUUGUCUUUUCCGUUUGCUGGUUUUGAGAUGAUAAUUUCACUGAGGACUCCCCCCAACCUAACCCAUGAAACCUGACUGCAAACAAUGUUAGUCCCCCCCCCAGUGCCCAUCAGACAUCUACUGUGAUCAAUCUGUAUUCUCAGGAAUGUGAGUAACUUUUCUGUAUAAACUUUUUUUUUUUCUGUGAAGAAAGAACAAUAAAAACAUUUCUUUUUGA
Molecule: messenger RNA, 4861 nt
Organism: Haplochromis burtoni (Burton's mouthbrooder)
Lineage: Eukaryota; Metazoa; Chordata; Actinopteri; Cichliformes; Cichlidae
Gene: zbtb2b
Product: zinc finger and BTB domain containing 2b
Exons: 3
Coding region: 316-1899 (527 amino acids)
Biological process (GO): regulation of transcription by RNA polymerase II
Cellular component (GO): nucleus
Molecular function (GO): protein binding; DNA-binding transcription factor activity, RNA polymerase II-specific; RNA polymerase II cis-regulatory region sequence-specific DNA binding
Source: RefSeq, a predicted model, not a curated record